ACUUAUUUUAAUUAGAUUUUUAUUAUUAGGCCACUCCCCCUAUCAAACUUUCCACCAUUCUUCUUCGAUCAAUUCAAGCUCCAUCCAUGGCGGCGACGAAACCCCUCCACGUAGCUAUGUUCCCAUGGCUCGCCUUCGGACACAUCAUGCCUUACCUCGACCUCGCCAAACUCAUCGCCGGAAAAGGACACACCAUCUCCUUCCUCACCACUCCCCGCAACAUCCAACGCCUCCCCAAACUCCCGCCGGAAUAUUCCUCCUCCAUCUCCUUCGUCGCAAUCUCUCCCCCAUCCGUCUCCGGCCUCCCCGCCGGCGCCGAAGCCACCAUGGACAUCCAGGGCGCCACUCAGAUGGGCCUCCUCAAGAAAGCCUUCGACGGCCUCGAACCCGCCGUCGUCGGCUUCCUCGAGGCCGCCGUCCCCGACUGGAUCAUCACCGACUUCGCGCCGCACUGGCUGCCGCCGGCGACCGGCCGGCUGGGAAUUUCCAGCGCGUUUUUCUUCAUCAUGAACGCCUGGUUCCUGUCCUUCUUCGGGGCCGCCGAGGAUCUGGUUAGCGGGUCGGAUUACAGGACCCGACCCGAGGAGUUCAUGGUCCCUCCGAGAUGGAUCAAAUUUGACACUCCGCUGGCCUACCGCCGGUUUGAAGCUAAUUGGGUCGUUGGGACGGGUCAGAACGACGAAUCCGGGUUUUCCGAUCAUUACCGGCUCGGCAAGAUCAUACUAGGCGCCGACGCUAUCCUUAUCCGGCAUUGCCGUGAAUUCGAACCCGAUUGGCUGCCGUUGCUGGAGAAGCUCCACCACCGGAAAGUCGUGCCAAUAGGCCUAAUGCCACCGGACAACACCGUCAGCGGCGGCGACGAGGCAUGGAUUCCGAUCAAAAGUUGGUUGGAUCGGAAAGAAAAAAGAUCGGUAGUGUAUGUGGCAUUCGGGAGUGAAGUGACUCCGAGUGAGGAUCAAAUCGCUGAGUUGGCUCACGGCCUCGAGUUGUCGAAUGUUCCAUUCUUUUGGGUUCUAAGAAGGAUUACUGACUCGGAAGCGCUUCCGAACGGGUUUGAGGAGAGAGUGAUGGGCCGGGGAAUUGUGUGGAAGAGUUGGGCCCCACAAUUGAAGAUAUUGGGCCACGACUCGGUGGGUGGGUUCUUGACGCACUGUGGAUGGAGUUCGAUCGUGGAAGGCCUAAUGUGCGGGCAUCCCUUGAUUACAUUGCCAUUUCUAGUGGAUCAAGGGUUGAAUUCGAGGAUCAUUGUGGAUAAUGGAUUAGGGUUUGAAGUGGCGAGGAAUGAGGAAGACGGUGAGUAUACAAGGGAAUCGGUGGCGGAGUCGGUGAAGGUUGCGAUGAGAGACGAGAAUAAAGGAAGAAAGUUAAGGGAAAGAGCUAAAGAGGUGAGUAAAGUGUUUGGGGAUAGGGAAUUGCAUAGCAAAUAUGUAGACAAGUUUGUUGAGUAUUUACAAGAAGAAAACUUAAGGAAGAAUAUAAUGAUAUUAGGAGAUGUGUGUGAAGCCAAAUGAAAUGAUUGUGAUGAAUUUGGGACGUGGUAUUAGUAGGGGUCCAAUGAAUAAUGUUUGUUGCAUGAUGAUUGAAAUUACUCUUCAAAUCCAAGAAAACAUACUAGACAUAUGUGGCAAAUAAGGCUCCAAGAUAUUGGAGGUUUAAACUGAUUGGUAUUGUAUUACGUUAGGUUGAAAGA
Andrographis paniculata is the source of this 1690-nucleotide messenger RNA. RefSeq names its product putative UDP-rhamnose:rhamnosyltransferase 1. NCBI's taxonomy places the organism in Eukaryota, Viridiplantae, Streptophyta, Magnoliopsida, Lamiales, Acanthaceae. The coding region runs from base 87 to 1511 and encodes 474 amino acids. The transcript has a single exon. Gene Ontology annotation, molecular function: UDP-glycosyltransferase activity. The record is from RefSeq and is a predicted model, not a curated record.